Molecule: messenger RNA, 3177 nt
Organism: Acanthosepion pharaonis
Lineage: Eukaryota; Metazoa; Mollusca; Cephalopoda; Sepiida; Sepiidae
Source: the annotation of a GenBank genome assembly
AUGCACUGCCUAUCCUCGGUUAGAUAUGCAAUAGCUAUCCUCGGACUACCAAGCUGCGAUCCUGCACGACAGUCUACCCAAGGACGAACUGACUACACCACAGCACUGUCCGCGUCGAUCCUCUCUCUCUGCAAGCGCCGACGCGCCCUUUACUCAAGUACAGACAUCCAGGGAUCGACUGGACCUCGAAUACCGCUGUUCCAUCCUGCCUACCUCCAAGCUGUCGCCUUGAAACCUGACAACGCUCCUUCAAGACUACACGACCGAACCGAAACGAUUAUCUUUGUCGACGAAGUAGCCGACAUCUUGGAACACGUACCCGAGCAGGAGCCAUAUACUCGCCUCAAGGAUGCGAUUCUGAAACAAACCGGCCGUUCGGACGAGGAACUGCUCCGGGAACUUUUUACCCACGUCACCAGGGGCGACAGAACACCCUCACAGCUUCUACGCUUCAUGAGGAGCCGACUGGGGAAACAUUCCAUGGCCGAAUCAAUCUUGCGCGAACUGUGGAUGGACAACUUACCCACUACCAUAACGCAGAUAUUGGCACCAAUCGCUGAUAACACUCCACUGGACCACAUCAGCUGCAGGAUAUACGAAUGCUCCUUUCCCGCACAUCGAGAGGCCCGAUGCCGGCGACCGGCGGUUGGCGACGGAGAGCACGGAGUACCAGCAGGGAUCGACGAGUCGACCCGGAAUUAUGCUGGUACCAUCACAGAUUCGGCACUAGGGCAAAAAAUUGCUCGGCACCCUGCAAAUACAGCUCCAAAACCAAGUCGGAAAACUAAACAGCCGGCGGGUAGGAGCGGCAGAACCCCCCGGCAAAAACAUACGAAGCCGCCUUUUCUACUGGACACAGGAGCAGCAAUCAGUGUGAUACCCCCCAAAGAACAGCAAGACCGAAAGGCGACCCCGUAUAAACUCCAGGCAGCAAAUGGCUCGACGAUCGAGACAUAUGGAGCCAAGACACUGACUCUUAACAUCGGUAUGCGGCGCGAUUUUACCUGGACUUUCACCCAGGCAGACGUAAAAACGCCAAUACUCGGGGCAGAUUUCCUGGCCCAUUAUGAUCUAGCCGUUCACAUGAAUACGAGGACUUUAUCAGACAAUACCACGAACAUUGCUGUUAAAGGCACCCUCUCUCGACACAACACCACUGGAAUCAGUGUGACAACUUGCCACAGACGAGAGUACAUCGAAAUCCUAAACAGAUACUCGGACCUCAUUCAACCACUCGCAGGUACCGGUCCGGCAAAACACCAAACACAGCACCAUAUAAAGACCAGUGGACAGCCAACAUUUUCCCACCCACGACGACUUCCUCCUCAUAAGCUGGAAUACGCCCAAAAGGAGUUUAACAAUAUGCUGCAGGACGGAUUCAUACGACCCUCCGAUAGCCCAUACACCUCACCCCUACAUCUCGUACCUAAGCCGGGAAGCACAGACUUUAGGGUAUGUGUCGAUUAUAGAAGAUUAAACGCUACAACCAUACCCGAUCGCUAUCCGGUCCCCACACAUUCACGAUUUUUCGCCUCAGGGUUGCAGGGGACACUCGCCGACGAGCUCCCCCCUCUCACCUACGCUGACCACACGAAGCAGCCAAGGCCAGCAGCAGCUAGAGCCAGCAGAGCAGUCCGGCCUCCUCAUCAGCAGCAGCCAAGGCCAGCAGCAGCUAGAGCCAGCAGAGCAGUCCGGCCUCCUCAUCAGCAGCAGCCAAGGCCAGCAGCAGCUAGAGCCAGCAGAGCAGUCCGGCCUCCUCAUCAGCAGCAGCCAAGGCCAGCAGCAGCUAGAGCCAGCAGAGCAGUCCGGCCUCCUCAUCAGCAGCAGCCAAGGCCAGCAGACAUCAGCAGCAGCCAAGGCCAGCAGACAUCAGCAGCAGCAGCUAGAGCCAGCAGAACAGUCCAGCUUCAUCAUCAACAGCAGCGACGCAGACAUCAGCAGCAGCCUACACUCGGACUACCAAGCUGCGAUCCUGCACGACAGUCUACCCAAGGACGAACUGACUACACCACAGCACUGUCCGCGUCGAUCCUCUCUCUCUGCAAGCGCCGACGCGCCCUUUACUCAAGUACAGACAUCCAGGGAUCGACUGGACCUCGAACACCGCUGUUCCAUCCUGCCUACCUCCAAGCUAAACGAUUGCCGAAUAAGUUCUAUCAAAUUUUUGAGAUGUAUCUCGCUGUAGUAUUGACCAUCUUACUUCCUGUUAGUGCAUCUGUCCUGAUUAGCCCAGACUCCAAACUAGACAAUGAAUGGGAGCUUUUUAAGUCUAAAUUCAGAAAAACCUAUGAAAAAGAAGAGGAGUUUUUUAGGCGAAUGACUUGGGAAAGUCAUAAUUACCUUAUUGACCGACACAAUAGAAAAGCUGAUGACAAUAUUCAUACUUUUCGUCUAGCUAUGAAUGAAUAUGGAGAUCUGACACAUACAGAAUUUAUAAGGCUCAUGAAUGGCUACAAAGGCAAGCCCAUAAAGAAAACUGGUCAUAAAGUUUCUGUUCCCAAAGAUCUUCCUGAAUCAGUGGACUGGAGAAAGAAAGGUUAUGUUACUGAUAUUAAAAACCAAGGUGCCUGUGGUUCUUGUUGGGCUUUCUCUGCUACUGGUGCUCUUGAAGGACAGCACUUCAGACAGACAGGAAAUCUGGUGUCUCUAUCUGAACAAAACUUGGUUGAUUGCUCUUAUCCUGAAGGUAACAAUGGUUGUAAUGGUGGUUUGAUGGAUCAAGCUUUUCAGUACAUCAAGGAAAAUGGUGGUAUUGACACAGAGGAGUCAUAUCCUUAUGAAGCAAAGGAAUCUGAAUGCCAUUACAACAAGACUUACAAGGGAGCUACUGAUAUUGGCUAUGUGGAUGUUGAGUCUGGUGAUGAAGAUGCUCUGAAAGAAGCAGUUGCUACUGUAGGACCUAUAUCAGCAGCCAUUGAUGCUGCUACAUAUGAAUUCCGUUUCUAUCACUCUGGUGUUUUCUCUGACAAGGACUGUAGCUCAGAACGUCUUGAUCAUGGGGUCUUGGUUGUAGGAUAUGGCAUCAGUGAAAAUGGAAUGGAUUUCUGGGAAGUCAAAAACAGUUGGGGAAAAUCAUGGGGUAAUGAAGGUUAUAUAAGGAUGUCCCGUAACAAUGACAACAACUGUGGUAUUGCAACACAAACCAGCUACCCUAUUGUCAAAUUGAAGCUUAAUUAA